UGGCCCGGAAGUGCAGACGGUUUGUAUACACAACGAGGGAAGAUGGCGGAGGGCGCUGGGCCGGAGGCUGCGGCCACCGGUGCAGGGACCGGCGAGUCUGGCGACAUCGCCACUAAGGGAGCCAAGAGGGGUCGCGGCAGGCCGAGGCUGAGUGACAGCGACCGGUUGCGGCAGCGGGUUAACAGCCGCAAGAAGUACGACAAUCGGCGGAUCUAUAUCGGCGAGUCGUUUGCGGUGUGGGCGGCGCUGCGGGAGCGCUACGGCUGGUCCGACAAGAGGUUAGCUGAGCACCUGGUACAGCUAGACCAAGAGCGCAGCAAAUCUGGAGCAGAGGAACAGAACUCGAAAAUUAAUUCCUUACAAAAAGUAAGGAAACAAGCCAUUUCCUCUUUGAAGACUCUAGUUGUGUGGUAUGAACACCAUAAGCAGACAUGCAAGCAGGAACCUCUGCUCUAUGAACUACAACAGGUCUGUGACUGCUCAGUCGCCGUGGUGUGGCAAUGCGAAGCAGGACACCAAUAUCUGCAGCAUAUGGAGCCCAUCCAGAACAUCUGUCAUUCCGUUGAAAAGGGCAACACGACUACCACUGGCGCCAAGGAAAACCUAAAUGGACAGCAGUGUCCUGCAGAGAAUCAAGAGAACAAGGCCAAAAGGGAUGCUAUCCGAAGGAAACCCGGGCAGUCGAAUGAAUUGUACAUGAAGUGCGAAUCAGACACAUCAACCUGUGAUGAGUUAGAUUCGGAUCACAAGUUUAAGGAAUAUUUCAAUGUGAAACUCAUUGACGUUGAUGCUAGUAACACUAAUUAUGAGGGUGGAAACAAAGUCAAUGGCAAGGCACUUCAGUUGACUUCAGUUAAACUUUCCAAAGAGGAAGAGAAGAAUAAGGAUCAAGACAGGACCAUAGUUCAUGAGCCAGCAUCUCCAUGUCAAGCUCAGUCACCUUGUAAGAACUCCAAGACUGAAGGCAACCACCACGCAUUACCAGUAGAGCUGCCUACCCUCAACACCAUUGUACAGACAGUUGAGAAGGAUCCAUUGUACACCUUAGCUGCUAACUGCCCUGUAACUGUGCAGAUUUCUACAGUACAGGGUUCAGAAAUCACCAGUAUUACAGAAGAACUAGGGCAAGUGCCCUUGGACACUGCCCGAGUAAAUCCCACUGAGUAUGAGGAAAUGACUUGCACUUUCUCGGAACAGUUGACAUACGUAAAUCCCGUGGGGGAAUGCUACACCAUUGAGGAACAGAAUGAGACCACUGAGUGGAAUGAGCAUCCAGAUGUGAUAGGAGAGAGAACUGUCGUUGAUGGCUCUGGAUUGCCUCCAGAUCAACCAAGUGAAAAUGCACAGGAUGUGCCACAUAAACCAAAGAGGAAAAAACGGGGUCACGUUAUUGAUGCUGAUGGGAUGUUUCAGCUGUUUCAUUGUCCGCAUGAAGGAUGCAACCAGGUCUACAUCACAUUAAAUAGCUUCCAGAAUCAUGUCAACCUUGUGCAUAGGAAGGGAAAAACGAAAGUCUGCUCACACCCUGGUUGUGGGAAGAGGUUUUAUUUAUCAAAUCACCUACGGAGACAUAUGAUCAUUCAUUCAGGAGUGCGAGAUUUUAUUUGUGAAACAUGUGGGAAGUCAUUUAAAAGGAAGAAUCACCUUGAAGUUCAUCGAAGGACACACACGGGCGAGACGCCGCUCCAGUGUGAAAUAUGUGGCUAUCAGUGUCGACAGAGGGCUUCUCUGAACUGGCACAUGAAGAAACACGACACCGAGAUACAGUAUAACUUCACCUGUGAAUACUGUGGCAAGAAGUUUGAGAAGAUGGACAGCGUCAAAUUUCAUAAGCUAAAGAGUCACCCUGAGUGUCAGACCCUGUGACCUUGCUGGACUUGGACUGCUGUGACAAGAGGAGCAUGCACAGAUCCUCCUUGCCUUCCCAUAAAGUCUGUGCAAAGCACUGUUAAUUCAAAAAUGAUAUUUUAUAUUUUCAGCUUCUCUCUAUUAAAAAUUUUCAAGCUGUUAGGGGGUAGGGUGGGUGUUGCUGACAUGGGGGACAUGCAGUAAGCUUACUUGAAUCCUGGGGCAAUGCAGUCACUGAGAGUGGCAUCCUGCUCAGGGUAAAGCCUGACCCAACCACAGCCAAACUGUGACAGAUAUGAGCGCAAAGACCGUUAUUAGAAAAUAAAAAGUGUAGGGAAUUAAAGACUUGAAGUCAUAGGGCACUACAGCACAAAAACAGGCCCUUUGGCCCACCUAGUCCAUACUGAACAGUUAUUCUACCUGGUUCCAUAGACCCGUACCUGGACCUUAGCCUUCCAUACCCCAAAUAAUCCAAAUUUCUCUCAAAUGUUGAAGUUCCAAUAUUAUUGAUAUAUUUUCUGUAGGUAGGUGACUAGAACGGUUCUGCAUGCACGUCACUAUUGAUCAAGUAUUAGGGGCAAACAAUGAUAUCAAACACAUCAUCCUGUUGUACACAAAAUGCUGGAGGAACUCAUAAGUUGGGCAGCAUCAGUGGAAGGAAAUAAACAGUCUAUGUUUGAGCUGAGACUCUUCAUCAGAGCAGUGGACUAGGGAGAGCCCUGAUGAAGGCAAAAAGCAACAAAGCCACUGGUGCUGACAGGAUCAAGUACUUCAAGUAGAUCUUGAAGUAAGAUGGACCAGCAUUCUGGCACUGCAUGUGUGGCCUGUUCAUGAAGGUCUGAGAAAAGGAACAUCUACCCUCAGCUUAGGGAUGUUGUAAUAGUGUCCAUAUUCAAGAACUUGUCAAAUACAGUUAAUGUUCUUGCAUGUAUCCUACAAAGUUGACUGUUUACUUCCCUUCAUAGGGAACUGAUCUGUUUAGUUCCUCCAAAUUUGGGUGUAAAACAAAAGUAGCCCCUAGUCCUUGAAAUUCCAUUCAGUAACAUUACAGUCUGGUUCUGGUCUUUGGCUUCUCUUUCCCUAUUGGUGUGAUUCAAAUCUAACCCAAAAGAUCUCUCAGAACUCGUACCCUAGUCUGACAGAAGAUUUGAUUCCAUCGAGCUUAGGUCAGGUAGCCAAGUUGUGACUCUGAAAUGACUGCUGCUGAAGCCAAAGACAGGGUUGGUACUGAACUUGUAAAUGGUGAAUUAAAUGGUGUACUUUUAGAACUCCAGCCUGCUACUGGAUCUUCCAGGUGGCACACCAUGUUAGUAAGGUUGAAGUUGCACUGGUGUGGGCAGUGGGAUAGAGAGAGUAUUGUUUCAUAGAUCUCCCAUAAACUUGUCAACAGGACUGAGCAAUCAUUAGAACGACUGAUAAGCACAGAGAUUUUACAGGUGCUGGAAAUUGUGAAGAAUGUACACAAAAUGCUAGAGGAACUGAGCAGGCCAGGCAGUAUCUAUGGAGUGAAAUAAACUCACAAUGAAAGAUCUUGGUUUGAAACACUGACUAUUCUUGUCUGUAUACACUUCCUGAUCUGUUGAGUUCCUCCAGCACAUGGUGUUGUUCCAUUAGAGGACCAUGAAAAUCUAAGAGCUGAAUUAGGCCAUUUUUGGCCCAUUGGGUCUGCUCUUACAUUAUAUCAUGGCUGAUUUAUUAUCCCUCUCAACCUCAUUUUCUGCCUUUUCUGGUAACCUUUGAGAACAAUCAAGAACCUAUCAAUCAACACUUUAUGACUUGGCCUCUGCAGCCAUCUAUGUCAAUGAGUUCCACAGAUUCGCUAUAUUCUGACUAAAAAGAAGAAGAAUUCUCCUCCUCUCUGUUCUAAAAGAUUAUCCUAUUGUGAGUUGUGCCCUCUGGUCCUAGAGUACCCCUGAACAUUCCAUCCAUGUCCACUCUAUCUAUGCCUUUCGAUAUUCAAUGAGAUCUUACCCCUUAUUCUUCUAAAUUCCAGCGAGUACAGGCCCAGAGCCAUCCUAACACAAUGUCAUUUCCAGUGUCAUUCUCAUGCACCUCUGGACUACCUUCAAUGUCAGCACAUCCUUUCUUAGAUCAAGGACAAAUGUCAUCUUAGAAUCCUUGGUUGACAUCCUUGUCUUGGUUUACCAAAUGGCUCCGGUCCCCUUCUGUGCAAAAGGAUGCACCCUCUCAAGGACCUUUCUUGCCUGGGUUGCUUGCACACUAUCAAGAUAGUGCACAUUUGCACUGUAAACUAUCCAUGCCUGGACAUUAUCUUGGCCCUAGCCUUGUCAUGACUGCACCAUCGCCUGGUUUUCAAAGCAGUGCUGUUUGAUAAUAAGGAAGAGGUGACAGGUAGGAAGUACUUAACUGAUUUUCAGCAUAAUCCUUUAUUAGCCAAGCUGUGCAUAUGGCGUUUAGAGGUUCAUUGAGAAACCAUCCAGAGGAGUAGGCAUUGAGAUGCUUUGGUCCUUGCAAAAGAAUAACCACAAAAGAUAGGAGAAUAAGCAAGAUCUCUGAAGCCAGCCCUCCAGAGCAGAGCAUGACUUGGGGAUAGGAGCAGGACUAAUGACAUCUCUCAAAGGGGCCCUAUCCCACUUUUCUUUAACCCAUGCAUCUAAAGCACGAUGCUUUUUCCUAUCCUGCUCACAAACAGUGCUAACGUGUGAGUGUUUAUACCUAUACCUUUUUGGUCUUAAUGUUAAGCAAGUCAUCAACGAAAUGUUUACAAGUUCGACAAAUAUUUGAAUGUACAUUGAAAGUUUUAAUUUUGUGGUGGUUUAUGUUAGUAAAUGUCAAACUAUUUUAUUGUAAA
This is a messenger RNA of Hypanus sabinus (Atlantic stingray), 4660 nucleotides long. Its product is annotated as zinc finger protein 653-like. The record is from RefSeq and is a predicted model, not a curated record. Lineage: Eukaryota; Metazoa; Chordata; Chondrichthyes; Myliobatiformes; Dasyatidae. Gene Ontology annotation, molecular function: transcription coregulator activity. The transcript is spliced from 8 exons. Gene Ontology annotation, cellular component: nucleus. Gene Ontology annotation, biological process: regulation of transcription by RNA polymerase II. The coding region runs from base 43 to 1866 and encodes 607 amino acids.